Opisthocomus hoazin is the source of this 2472-nucleotide messenger RNA. Lineage: Eukaryota; Metazoa; Chordata; Aves; Opisthocomiformes; Opisthocomidae. The record is from RefSeq and is a predicted model, not a curated record.
AUGUGGGAGGGAGACAGAACUGUGUUGUGUUCACCAGACAGAGGAAAUGUGAAAGAUGCAGGAACUGGACCGUCAGUUUUAUGUGCUGAACGUUUUGAAAAGAAAGUAUCUUCCCCAAAGAAGGUCAGAAGAAAAAAGAUGCCAGACCAUACACCAAACACAAGUCCUGUGGUAGAUGCCUUUCGGAGAGGAAUUAAGGAGAAAAUGGACAGUGUAAACAUUUUGGAGAAUGGCAGAGCAUGGCUUCCCAUGAAAUUGCCCUGCACUCCAACUGACUCUGAAUUCAGGUUGUCACUGGAAGCUCUCCGCAGAGAAAGGAAGCGGAAGAAACAUAGGGUGAAACAAUCUAAGCCACAUCCUAGCCAGGCUGUUCCUUCACACUGCCUUACAUUUAAGAUGUCUUCUGGGCGAUCCAAACAAAUGGACUUUCCUGGGAAAAGAAAACGCACUGCCAUGAGUAUGGAUGCAGACAGUUCAAAUCAAUCUGAAUUAUCAAAUUCGGAUGACCCUGAGUUCAGUAGGUCAUCUACAAAAUGCAUAAAUAGGAGAUCUGACUUUGUAAAAAAUAUCCUUUUAAAGUCUACUUGUGGUGAUGUCCUGCAACUAAUGGAGGCUGCUGCUCUACCUAGACAUGAUUCUGCUCGUCCAGAGGAAUACCUCAACUCAAAUGAGUUAAAAGCUGGAAGGACCUGUACAGAGAAGUCCAAGUUGAAUGGAAAAGUAAAAAGCAGUUUUGAUAGUGAAGAUGAGAGUUUGGGAUGCAGUCUAGAUAAUGAUGACGAUGAUGAUGAAGAAGUAGUAUUCGUGCCGCUGGAAGAAAUUCUGUCUUUAAGUCCCAAGCCACAGGCAGGAACCCUGGAAGAAUCUUGUCUUGACAGUUUUUCUGAGGACACCGUGACUCCAUUACUGAAUCUUCAUCUUUCUAAGCCUCCUGUUGUUAGCCAGGUGUCGUAUGUGAACAGCUUAGAACAUCUCUUGAAGGAGAAAGAAGAAUCUAAAAGGGUAGAUGAACUAGAAAAGCGGUUACAGGAAGAUAUGCAAGGAGGGGAAACUGAUCCUUCAGAUGGAGAAGAUGAGGAGAAUGCCAGUGGAGAUGAAGAUCUCUUGGAAGAGCACAGGGCAUUUAUAAAGAGAUUUUCAGUAAUAGCUCAUGGCAUACCUGACUGCCACCCUGGAGAAGACAUAUUUGAUUUAUCAGCCUCUGGGAAAAUCUUUAAUCAGCAUAACCUUGACUUGAGGAAUUUUCAUUUCAUAGCUCAAAAUCCCAUAGAAAAGCUCCUUAUCAGUUCUGGUGUAACACAGCAGCUUUCUUUGGCCAUUAACGGUUUUCUGAGUUCUGCUUACAGUUGUCUCUUUUGUCCCAUACCAAUUCUCAAGUGGCUUUUCCAGAUGAUGUCUGUGCAUCCUGACUAUUGUGUUUCCACACAGAUUUUAGACAGAUUGAUGGAGAUAACACUAAAAAAUGCUUCCAUCAGUGAUGAACAGUCUAAACCAUGGAUUCCUUCACUAGCUGAUGUGUCAGCUGUUUUUGUCAAUAUGGGUGUUGCGUUUAGAUCUCUCUUUCCAUUGCAGCAUCUUCAGCCCAGCUUUAAAGAGUGUGAUAUUUUAAGUCAGAUGCAAGAAACAGUGAGUAAACAACAGUCAAGAGGAGACCUAACCUCUACCAGUCCAGCCUUCUCCAGUCUACCAGAAAACAAUUUAAUCAAUGUUGUAAAGUUUCUAGGUUUCUGUACAACGGUAAUUCAAGGUGGAUAUACUGAUCAAGAAAUACUGCUGCUGCUUCUAUUGCUAUUUAAAAUAAGCUUGGAGAAACAGUUAAAGCAAAUUCCUUUGAUAGAUUUUCAGUGCCUUUUCAUAAAGCUUCUGAUAAGUGUAAAAGACUGGGAUACAAAGAUGCCUGAGCUCUGCCUGGCGGUGAGUGAACUCUCCAGUCAUCACCAUAAUCUCCUGUGGCUGGUUCAGCUGGUCCCUAGCUGGAUAAUACGUGGACGGGAACUAAGAAGGCGUCUUAGCCUAGUGAUAAUUUCAAAGCUGCUUGAUAAAAAGCAUACAGGAAUACCUGACUGCAGUGACAAGCAGAUGUCUCUUCUGCAUCAGUAUCUGGUGGACAUGAAACCCUCUAAUCUGCUAAAGAGUAUGAGAGAAGGACAGGAGCAGCAGAAUGCCGAUGGAGACCACCUUCAUACAGAACUGGAACUGGAGGCAUACUACCUAAUCUACACCCUCCUUCAUCUUGUCAGUGAAGCUAGUUUCUUCGAUGUUAUAAAUUCUAAUCAGAGGCAACACUUACUGAAGCUUUGUGGUGCCUUAGAUAAGCACAUAAAAUGUGAUAUUAGGGAAGAUGCAAGGCUGUUUUAUCGAACUAAGGUAAAAGACUUAGUUGCUAGGAUAUAUGGCAAAUGGCAAGACAUGAUACAAACCACUCGGCCUACUCAGGGAAAACUGCAUGACUUCUGGGAGCCAGAUUCAUGA